GCCGGCGCGCGCUGACCACCCGGAGCUUGGCUCGAGGGCACGUGCAGCCCGGUUGCUAGGCGACCGCCAAACGGUCACCUCAGGGGGGCCAGGCCGGGAGGAGGACCCCCUCCUCUCCUCUCCUCUCCUCUCUGUGGGACCAUGGCUACGUUUCAAGGCGUGGGCCCCGAACUCAGGGCCUACUUCAAGAAACACUCCAUCCCUGACAUCUAUGAGGCCCUACUAUCUGGUUUAUUAAUUAUGUGCCCAGAUGAUCCACUCAAAUUUUUAGAAGAAAAGAUCAAAGAAAUGAUGGAGAAAGGAGUAUAUAGUAUUUUAUGGAAUAUGUGUAUUGACCCAGAGUUAAGCCUGAAGCUAAAAGUGAUUUCAGAAACAUACUUACAUACUCUUUUGGGACUUGAUGAUGAUCAGCUGAUGACUACAGAGUUAUGUGAUAAAGCAUGGGACUUUUAUAGCAUUAACUUAAAAAGAAUGUGCUUUGAUGCAUGGAUAAAGUAUUGUGCUAUGAAAAAAGUUGGAAGAGAAGUCUUGCAGAGAAAGUUUUCUGCUGCAAAACGCUUUCAUGAAAUCAAACUUUUAAAAACAGCUCUUAAAAAAUGGAAUACUCGAGUGAAUGUUCGCAAAAAACAGCGUGAACCUGAUCUCCAAUAUAAAUGUGUUGUAGGGUUUUCCUUAUCGGUUGUUUUUAAUAGCAGUAUAUCUUUUUUAAAGAUUAAUUUCUCUGCAGCAAAAGAAGUAGUGAAAGAUAAUAUAGCUGGAAAUAUUUUACUGAAAUGGCGCACGAAUGUGGUGCAUUUGAAUCUUCGUGGUUGUUCUACUCUUCAGUGGCAUACUUUUAAAAAUAUUGCUCAGUGUUCAAAUCUGCAAGAGUUAAACGUCUCUGAAUGUCAAGGUUUAAAUGAUGAAUUAAUGAGACUUGUAUCAGAAGGUUGUCCAGCUCUCCUUUACCUUAAUUUGUCACACACUGAUAUUACAAAUGGGACACUAAGACUUCUACCAAGGGGCUUUCCCAACUUACAUUACUUAAGUUUAGCUUUCUGCAGAAAAUUCACAGACAAAGGUUUACAGUACCUUGGCUCUGGAAGAGGAUGUCACAAGCUUAUCUAUUUGGAUAUUUCAGGCUGCCUCCAGAUCACAGUGCAAGGCUUCAAGAAUAUUGCGAAGGCCUGCAGUGGGAUUCAACAUCUGACAAUUAAUGAAAUGCUCACUCUGACAGAUAGGUGUAUUCAAGCUUUAGCUGAAAAGUGCAAACAAAUUGUAUCUAUUGAAUUCGACGAGUCUCCACAUGUUACUGACACAGCUUUUAAAGCACUUGCUGAAUGUAAACUUGUUAAAAUGAGGAUAGAAGGGUGUAAUCGUGUUACUGACCAAAGUUUCAAAGUGAUAAACAAAUUCUGGCCCAAAAUAAAACAUAUUUGUGUGGCUGACUGCCCGAAAAUAACAGAUGUAGGUCUUAAGCUUAUUGCAGCCCUGGAAAAUAUCACUAUACUGAAUUUGUCACAUUGCAUAAGAAUCAGCGAUGCAGGAAUAAAAACAUUUGUUGACGGUCAUUCAGGCUCAAGAAUAAGGGAAUUAAUCUUAGCCAACUGUUCCUAUGUUAGUGAUAUUGCUGUUUCCAAAAUAGCUCAAAGGUGCCACAGUCUGAUCUAUCUGAAUCUCUCUCAUUGCCGUGCUGUAACUGAUUCUGGGGUUGAGGCACUAAUAAUGAUGCCUUCGUUGGCUUACAUUAAUAUUUCCGGAAUUGAUGUCACAGAUCAGGCUUUGGAAACUCUUGGCAGACUGUCAAAAUUGAAGGAGAUUAUUAUAUCGGAGUGUCAGCAUAUUUCUGAUGGAGGAAUUAAGAGAUUCUGUGUUGAUUUGAAAAGACUGGACUACAUGGACUUUUCUUUCUGCCAUCAGCUGUCCAAUCACUCAUUAAAAAAUUUAACGUUCAAUUGCCGUAAGAUUACAACUCUUAGUAUGGCUGGUUGUACCAAGAUAAGUGAUGUAGGUAUUCAAUUUGUGGCAGCGGGCUGCAGUUUUCUUCACUACCUAGAUAUCUCAGGCUGUCUAAAUAUCACUGAUAAAGGACUCAGGUUUCUGUUGAAAGGUUGUCCGCAACUCCGAAUCCUUAAGAUGCUGUACUGCAAAGGCAUUACCAGACAAGCAGUUCUAAAAUUUUGCACAAAACUGCAAAAAUACGAAUACAACGAUGAUGACCCACCACUUUGGUUUAGUUAUACCGUUAGUGAUUCACCCAGCUUGAAGAAACAUAGCAAAGGUCGGCAUAGUCCCUCGUCGCCUGAGCGCAGCAUAUCAUCACCUCCAGAGAAAAAGCUCUUAGAGAGUCCCAUGGCUUCUGCAGCAGAGUUUUCAGGAGAAAAAAUCUCAGAGGCCUCCAAACACUCCGCCCUCAAACUUCAUGUAGAAAAGAGUGCUGAACCCAUUACACCCCCCACAAUCGAGAUUUCAGGGGUAGAUGAGAAACCAAGCAAUGUGCAAACAAAUUAAAAAGCAAAUGAUAAUAAUAAUUUAAAAAAUCACUCUUCUCUUGUUAGUUGGAAUUUAGAUACUUCUUUUUAAAAAGAGAUGUAUUAAUUGGAUAGCUCUUAUAAGUCUUCCUGGCAAUAUUAUUACAUUUUUUCCAAAAUCAAUAUAGUCUAAGUUUUUCCAUUUGUUUAGUUCUUCAGAAGGAUCCUGUUUUUAUCUGCCAACAAGUAAUAUUAUUUAACAAUUACAUAGUGAUAUUUUUAUGUACGCUAAUUUGUUUCACUUCAGUUAUCCGUAACAGACAUGUAAAAUAAAUAUUUGCCAACAUUAAAA
This is a messenger RNA of Anolis sagrei ordinatus, 2802 nucleotides long. NCBI's taxonomy places the organism in Eukaryota, Metazoa, Chordata, Lepidosauria, Squamata, Anolidae. The record is from RefSeq and is a predicted model, not a curated record.